AUGCCACGUACUCGUUCUUCUUAUAAUACACAACUUAAAAAGAAUAGAGUUAAUAUUAUUAACUACAAGUUGAGCGACAAAAAAUACGAGAUACCUUUUACAGAUAAAAAAGGAAAAAAAGAUAUAAACAUUUACGUUGAUCCGUACAAAGAACAUAAAAAUAGAAGCUUAAAUAAUAAAAAAUAUGAUUUAUGUGGUCAAAAGCUGUUCAAAAAAAGCUCUAUUCAAAUUAUUUUCUAUACUUAUGUCGUUGGUACGAAUAAAAAUCUUCCUAGUUCGGAAGCACGAUACCAAGAGGUUGAAAUAACGGAAGAUGAUCUUAUUUACGAUAUUUUAAGAAAAAUGGACCGCCUAUAUCUCUUACUAUACAAAGUAACUAUUCAGCUCGCACCGAAUAAUAAAUUCAAUCCUAAAGAGACCAUCACUACUACCACCGAAUUAAAUGCAUGGGAUAAAUGUAAUCGCUGGGGUACACAUUUUGAAUCACAAUGCCGUGAUAAUGAAAUUAGCUAUGCUACCGGGAGUUUGAUUCUUGAUAAUCAAAUUAGGCCGGAAACUUUGUUUAGAUGGGCCAUUCAAGCUGGUUGGAUGGUGGCCUAUUAG
This is a messenger RNA of Dentiscutata heterogama, 603 nucleotides long. The record is from the annotation of a GenBank genome assembly. NCBI's taxonomy places the organism in Eukaryota, Fungi, Glomeromycota, Glomeromycetes, Diversisporales, Gigasporaceae.